CUCAGUCCACUUCUUGCAAGUUUACGGAAUACACAUCAACUCGGCCAGAGUGAAAGUGAGUGAGUGAGGUCGAGUUCAGGGGUUGACGAUGAGUGCUUCUGCGUGGUUCCUACGCUGAGGACUUAAACGAUCGGUUGGAGAACGAAACAAGCGCGCUGUUCAACAACGUUCAACAAGUUUUAAAUGGAACUUACAUGAGCCAUUCCAUUGCAUCGAUAUUUUGAUACUACUUCAGCUUGAUCAAUGCAUCAAGACAUUUUCUCCUGCAGCAGCUGUACAGUGUCGCCUACGCAUUGUGGAUUAUAACAUUAAGAUCUCGAGGAAAUAAAUAUUGGCAACACAGUUAUGCAGAUUUUGGCGCCAAGAUGAUGUACAGCAGAUGCUUCAAGCAUUUCAUCUAUGCCACAUGAAUGAGGCUUUCUGGAUAUUAUUGAUGUAUAUCGAGUAACAUCUUUUUAAGGAUUUAACCAAUCAAUCUAGAAGUUUCCAACUUCCCGAAGAAUAAUAUUCGAUUGAUCUGUCAUUUUUCAGCUUUCCCAAGAUGACCAUGCCAUCCAGACCUGUGUUGGGUAAGAUAUCACUGCACAUUUGAGGAAUAAAAUACCACUAGAUGAUUCGAAUAUUGGAUAUAAUUAUCUACAAUAACCAUUGAAAUGGCAUCUGAUCUAAUUGGUACGCCUAUAAUUCAAGGAAGGUGGAUAGUACUUCUGUGGAUGUCGAUAUGCUAUCGGAUGGAACUAGCAUCGUCGUCGUCGUCGUCAUCGUUUAUUGCUCGACCCGGUGCCAUCAUCUACAACAGACAACAAACAGUCGGAGGUUCGUCAACAGAUUGUACCAGGCCUCAGAUUAUACCAAGUCGAUCUCCAAGUCGGGAGUCGCUCUACACAUGUUGUGAGGGCUGGGAGCUGCAGAAAAACAAGUGCAUGCCAGACGAGGAGUGUUUCUCGAUGCGGUUGGGCCAGGACUACCACGGCUUCGUGAACAAGACCAUCCGAGGUCGCAGCUGUGUGCCGUGGUCCAGCCACCGUAUCAUGCCUUAUCUAAACGUCUCGAUGGUCAUCACUCCGCUGGUCGACCAGAUACUCGCGCGGGGUGAGAGCAACUGCCGCAACCCGUGGUCGGACCGGCCCAUGCCCUGGUGCUUCGUCGAGGCACGGCCGCAUUCUGACGUCAUCACGUGGGAGUAUUGUGACGUCGGCAAGCCGAGGAAGACUUGUAAUAUGGCUAAGAACUACCGCGUCCGCUGCGGUCAAGUCACGUGUAACCGCGGUCAGAUCUGCGACGAGCAGACCCAGUCAUGCGGUUGCGAACCGGGCUACCAAGGGCCGAGAUGUGAUCGCAAGUGUGGACGGGGUCGUUAUGGUGUGAACUGCCAGGGACUGUGUGCAUGCAGUCAUCAUGAGGCUUGCCACCACGUCACUGGGACAUGCAGCUCAUCAGAGGAUGAUUCUGAUGGCGAUGAGAUGGUCAAUCCUCUACGACCAUACGACCGACUACCACCAGGUAACGGUACGGCCAUGUGCCGUUCAUCUUGUGGUGUGCUGAGCAAGAUAGGAUGCACCUGUGCGCUGGAUGGAGGAACGUGUAAAUGUCCAGGUUACGUCAUCGCCCUAUUUGUGGUUUCCAUAACAACGUGGAUAACACUCGGGGGCGUCUGUGUGGUGUGUAGCAUCCGUAGGAGGCGCUAUAAGUCUAAGAUUGAAUACAAACGCGAUUCGGAUUACUGUGAGGAAUUAGACUCGGACGAUGAGACAGAAUUGGGGGCCAAUAGCACACAACCUACAACAGUAACUACGGCAUCCGAAAUCAACAUAUCAGCAAACGAGUCCUCAUUAACACCGCCACCAUCUUUAUUACCACCGCCACCACCACCACCAGCAUCAUCACCACCAUCUUCAUCACCAUCACUACCCGUAAGACCACCAGAUGCCAGCAAGCAUCACGUCCGAUUCGCCGGUAGCAUCUCCACGCAAUUCAAACACAGCCCCCCUCAUCGAGAUCCUCCCAUUCCUGAACCAGCCGACUCGAGGAGUCUCGAAUCUUCAACCAGCAGUGACGGUUCGCAUGUGUACCUAAACGUAGACCGCGAAGACUCCAUGUAUAGCAUUGACUAUUCACAUCCUUACGAGUUUCUAACUGGCCAGGAUGGGGAGAAUGGAAUCUUAGGAGGGAACGGGGAAGAUCCACUCGAGAUGUCCCCAGAGUGUUUUUUAUUACAGUACAUGGUCCAACGACAAAUGAGGGCGCUGAACAAUGCUCCACAUGGCUAUGUGAAUGACUCCGUCGCGAAAUGGCAAGAUAGGAAUAUCAGCAAGAGAUUGUUUCCGUUUGGGCAGGUGCCGUUUCCAAUGAACUCGAACACGCCCGCAGCCGUGGUCGUCGGUGCGGCGGCUACCCGUGGUCGUAACGAAGCACGAGAGAUCCUUCAAGCCGCGUUCCGGCGAAACGGGAAACCAACAAUCAAACCUAAACCAGAUGUACUGAAACUCGUCCCCGCCAGCAAAAAGACUGGCCCACACCAAAGACUCCUCGAGAAAUCCGAGAGUUUAGAAUCGGAAAGUGAACAUAUGUUUAUCAAUGGUUGCUCGUUAACGAAUGGGACCAACAGACGGAAUAAUAAUCCCGAUUCGAGAAUUGACUCAAAUAGUAAUCCUAAAACGAUAUCGUGUCAGCAGCUUAGACCCAUCGUUAAAGAUAGAGCAGGAUCAGUUCUAAGUCCAUCAAAACUCAAAGAUGAAGACGACGAGGGCGAAGAUAUGUUAUCUCUUUCAGACGACCACAUUUAUGAGAACUCAAAAAUUAGGAAACCAUGCUACAGGGUCGCCAAAUCGCGGAGUACAGAUCAGUUGAGUUCUUGUUGAUAAACCCUUCUUUUUGCUACAUUUCAACCGUAAUCAGCAAUGAACAACAAUUUUCUCCUCCAUCUGAGGAAAUUAAGAGAAGGAUUCUAUGGAGGAAAACGUUCCAGAAAAUAAGGCCGUCAUGUUAGGGGAGGGUGUGGGAUGGAGUCAUAUCAUCUUCUUUUCAUGUUGCCUUCUUUCCCUUUUUUACCUUUCUAGGACACCUAUCCCCUGGACA
Molecule: messenger RNA, 3078 nt
Organism: Strongylocentrotus purpuratus (purple sea urchin)
Lineage: Eukaryota; Metazoa; Echinodermata; Echinoidea; Camarodonta; Strongylocentrotidae
Exons: 8
Coding region: 654-2861 (735 amino acids)
Molecular function (GO): scavenger receptor activity
Source: RefSeq, a predicted model, not a curated record